AUGGAUUCGGCAUCUCAUCGCAUUGAACUUGACCCUGAGUCCGCUCUCAUAGUGAACUCAUCGAUAACCGCCAAAGGCUGGAAACUCGAGAGAUUGCUUCAAAAGGGCAAAAACUUCGUCAAUAUUCGUAGAGUCUCGAUGGAGCACCCUGAAAUGGUUCGGAAGGCCAUUGAUGAGCAUGAACGGGAAGGAGUUCCUCUCGUGAUCCAAGAUUGGCAUAAACAUGCACAAUGGGCAAAACAAAUCUUUGAUGCAGACUGGUUGCUGGAGAAAUAUGGAAACAACCGAGUAUCCGUGAGGAAUUGCCACGAUCGGAAUGACAAGUACAUGUCGCUUCGGGAAUUCAUUACCACUUCUCGAGCAAUGGACCCCUUCACCCGAUCAGAGGAGUCCGAACGCCUCUACGCAAAGGAUGCCGAGUGCCCAGAAGAAUGGAGGUCAUGGCUGCAAACAUCCAAAGUUUUGCCCGAUGAUCUGCUCCCUCAGGGUACCGAUGACCUUCUACAAUACUUGCCACAAGAGGAAGCCGUUGAAUCCUUGAUGUGCUACUAUGGCAUCGGUGACACUUUGACUCCUUGUCACAAAGACUUAUGUGGCUCUUCUGGCCAUAACAUCAUGUGCUACGUCGAGAAAGGUGGCUCUUCCUUCUGGUUCAUGACUGCAUCGAACGUUGCGCCCGACGUUGCCCAGUACUUCCAGAAGGAAUUCGGGGAGGAGCUCGAUUGGGAAACCCAUGUGACGACUGUAGAAGAAUUCGCAAAUGCACCAUUCAAUGUGUAUGUAACUGAACAGAGGCUUGGCGACCUGGUGCUAGUUCCUCCUAGGAGUUGUCACCAAGUCGUCAAUCAUGGAGGCUUGACCAUGAAGAUGUCGUGGUCAAGAAUGACUUUCAAAGGCUUGCGUACUGCUCUGCACUAUGAGCUGCCCAUAUAUCGCCGGGUCUGUCGGCCGGAACAAUAUCGCGUCAAGGCUGUUCUGUAUCACUCCCUCUUGCACUACACCGCUGAGCCGCAGCCAUCGCCAUCUACUUCGAUUGCUACCUCAAUCUCAAGCCGGAUGAAAUCCCUCAAAUGUCUUUUGGACUUAUUCGAUGAGCUCCUUUGCGAAGAAUUCGUAUCAAAGCGUGGACGGCAGAUCAACGUGCUCGGCGAGAAUCGCCCGGGUUUGCGGGCGCGACCUCCCUCCCUUCCGCAGAAUGAUAAGGGCCAGAAGAUUGAGCAAUCGCGCAACGUCGCCUGCGACUUCUGCGGAGCCGACAUAUUUCAGAGCUUCUUUGAAUGCCAGAGCUGCCUUUCGCAGGGCGCAGAGAAACCCGACCGAUAUGGAGAUGGCCUCUUGAUAUGUGCACCCUGCUACGUCGAAGGCCGUUCUUGUCGAUGUGGUGUGAUGACACCAGUGCAAUGCCGACCGUUUGUAGAACUCCUGCAGGACCGUAAUAACGCUGCGAAUGCAUUGAAACAGCUCAUAGAAGGGGAAUCUCGCUCUAUAGCGACAAUUGUUGCAGAGCUUACCGAGAGGUAA
Laetiporus sulphureus 93-53 is the source of this 1521-nucleotide messenger RNA. RefSeq lists its product as uncharacterized. Bases 1 to 1521 code for a protein of 506 amino acids. The record is from RefSeq and is a predicted model, not a curated record. NCBI's taxonomy places the organism in Eukaryota, Fungi, Basidiomycota, Agaricomycetes, Polyporales, Laetiporaceae. Gene Ontology annotation, cellular component: cytoplasm. The transcript is spliced from 5 exons.